Microdochium trichocladiopsis is the source of this 445-nucleotide messenger RNA. RefSeq lists its product as uncharacterized. Lineage: Eukaryota; Fungi; Ascomycota; Sordariomycetes; Xylariales; Microdochiaceae. The transcript has a single exon. Bases 1 to 399 code for a protein of 132 amino acids. The record is from RefSeq and is a predicted model, not a curated record.
AUGCUAUUGGAAGCCCGUAGGAUCAGAUCGCCGCCGACAGCCGCCGGCACACGAAUGAAUGAACCGUGCGGUCCGUUGCUGGCACAUGCUCUGCCCCCGGCAAGGCAUGGACGGGGCAGCCCUGGCGCAGGCGAUGCCGAUGCAGUUCUCGCGCCGAUGGAUGUUGCAGAAGUGGAAGGCACCGGGUCGGGCCACCAUCAUCAUCGAGUCGAGAAACCGCGACACAGUCGAUACAUUGAUCAGAGUGUUCUGGUGUUCCCUCCCUCUCAUCGUGCCUCCAUCGCCGCUCUUGGUUGUUUCGGCACUUGCAAGCGCAGCACCCGCCCCUGCUCCGCAGGCCGACAGCAUCGACCAGGCUACCGCCGCAGCCGUGUCGGCGGCCAUCGCGGCCGUCACUAAUGCCCCGGCACGGUCAGCCACCGCAGUCGGCACAGGUACUUCUGAC